This is a messenger RNA of Paramuricea clavata, 1386 nucleotides long. Lineage: Eukaryota; Metazoa; Cnidaria; Anthozoa; Malacalcyonacea; Plexauridae. The record is from the annotation of a GenBank genome assembly.
AUGGCGAAACGUAUCUGGUCUGAGGAUAGGUCUAUGAUAGUUUUAGACACAGCCUGGCGUUCUAAAAAGGUACAACAGCUUGUAUGACAUAAACUCCUGUGGUUUGUAUUCUCAACUAACUGAAACCCUUACGUCAGGAGAUUAAUAGCGAGGGGCUUUUUCUCGUAAUGGCAACAUAGUUAUAGACAGAGCCUGAAUAUAAUAAUGUAGCUACACACGUAAAAACAAACAAGUUGUAACAAACCUGCAGCAGACUUGUAGCAAUGCUGUUCCAACAACUUGUCAACAGGAUGUGUUCGCACUGCUUGUUCCCAGCUUGUUGACAAGUUGUCAGCGGUUUGUUGCAACUUGCUACAAAGUUGUUGAGCUCAACAGAUUUGUUACAUGUUGUUCUAACAACUUGUUAUCGUUCUGCAAACUAAAUUUUGAUCUCAACAAGUCUAGACAAAAAUUUCAUCACAGCUUGAAAGAGCAUCACAAAAUUAGUAAUAUUCCAAAGUUUCGUUGCGAAAUGUUGUAAAAUGUGGAUAAUAUAGCCUUGCGAAGUUUGCCGUUUUUCAGUCAUUUUGUAUUACAAACGGGAAAUUGACAGCCCCAAAGGGUAUGUCAAUUUCCCCCGCGUAAUGCAAAAUGACUGAAAAACGGAUUUUACGGAUUUUCGCAACGAAACUUUGGAAUAUUACUAAUUUUGUGAUGCUUUUUUAAGCUGUGAUGAAAUUUUUGUCUAGACUUGUUGAGAUCAAAAUUCAGUCUAUUACGCAAGUGGUCUAUUUGUCAAUAAGUUGUGAGUGACAACCUUGUAGCAACUUGAUAAAAUAACAGCAUUGUUACAAUUUGUUGACAAGCUUGUUGCGAACACAUCUUGUUGACAAGUUGUAAGAUUUUUACGUGUCUAUAUGCACACGUAAAAAUCUCACAAUUUGUCAACAAGAUGCAUUCGCAACAGGCUUGUCAACAAAUUGUAACAAUGCUGUUAUUACAUCAAGUUGCUACAAGGUUGUCACUCACAACUUGUUGACAAGUUGUUGAAUUGCUGGACGAUAACAAGCUGGAACAGCUUGUAACAAGUUUGUAGAUAUUUUAGUUAACCCUUUGACGUUCAAGCGUUUCCUUUGACCAGUAUAAAAUAAAAAUCGUCGAGCAUUAGACCGAGGAAUGUUUAUACUUUUGUUCGAUUUUUAGGACAUUAUUGUCAUUGAUAGCGAUACUGGAAAUGUGCACAGAGUAACUACUGGUAAAUAUAAUUAAAAAUAUGAUUUAUUAAUGAUAUUAUAAAGCUCGAUAAAAAUAUUUUUAUUCUCCGUUAGGAAAUGGAUGUUGGUCUCUUCUUGAUGUCCAUAAAGAUUGUGUUCUUGCUUCUCAUGCGUCUCCAGCCUGUCCACCAAA